Molecule: messenger RNA, 459 nt
Organism: Saprolegnia parasitica CBS 223.65
Lineage: Eukaryota; Oomycota; Saprolegniomycetes; Saprolegniales; Saprolegniaceae
Exons: 1
Coding region: 1-459 (152 amino acids)
Source: RefSeq, a predicted model, not a curated record
AUGACCGAGAGCAUCCUCCCGUACGUGCUCUGCGUGAGCUUUCCAUUGGCGUUGUCGCUUGUCUCGGCUGUGCCCAACCGCUGUCUGCCGUGGCGUCUCGACGCGCCGGCUCCGAUCACGCGGCCGACGGAGCCCAAUAUGACGGACGAGGACGAGUACAACUACUACUUGAGUCAGCACACGCGCGUUCAAAAGCGCGAGAACGCCGUCUUCAACGAGAUGAGCAAGCACUCGGCCUCGAUCGGUCUUGUUCUCUUUGUCCCAAUGCUGCUCGAGUGGCACGCCAUCGUCGUCGUCCUCACCGUCGUCUGCGUUGGCGUCCACAGUCGCCUGUUCAUGACCCUCGACAGCGCGCGCCGCACGCUUGCGCUCGAGCGACUGCUCUGGGUCGCUGCUAACGCCCGCGUCCGCCACUUUCUUGAGCAUGAGACGCCCUUAAUUUCGCUGAGAUGCCAUUAA